AUGCCAGCCCCUUCUGAGAAGCAUGGUAGAUCAAUGAUUUCUCCACGACCUUUCUCUGCUCGAUUGAGGUCGCUCAACAGUUCAUCUACUUGCUCAUGGCUACCACUCACUGCAGCUUCUAGUUCUGUUAAAAUGGAUAUUAAAACAGUGGAUGUCAACCUGGUACCCACUACAAAACCACUGAAGUCUUUUUGGAAGUGCGCGAUUGUAAAAGGAGAGGAUUACACGGUUUUCAAAGGUAUUCCGUAUGCCAUGCCUCCGGUUGGGUAUCUUCGAUUUCAAGUACCGAAGGAGCCAGCGAAAUGGAGGGGCGUAAUGAAUGCCACUCAGUUCAGUGCGUUAUGUGUACAACGAAUGGAUUCACUAGCUACUGAUCCAGAGAGACAUGCUGUUCAUUUUUCUGAAGACUGCUUGUAUUUGAAUGUUUUCUCGCCUACACCCAAUGAUGACGGCUUUUUGAUCUACUCGGAGAAGGGACGUCAUAAUUGUAUCGUGCAGUACUAG
This is a messenger RNA of Cooperia oncophora, 504 nucleotides long. Lineage: Eukaryota; Metazoa; Nematoda; Chromadorea; Rhabditida; Trichostrongylidae. The record is from the annotation of a GenBank genome assembly.